Messenger RNA from Aspergillus melleus, 888 nucleotides. RefSeq lists its product as uncharacterized. The record is from RefSeq and is a predicted model, not a curated record. The transcript has a single exon. NCBI's taxonomy places the organism in Eukaryota, Fungi, Ascomycota, Eurotiomycetes, Eurotiales, Aspergillaceae. The coding region runs from base 1 to 888 and encodes 295 amino acids.
AUGAUGAAGCUCCUAUCGCUGGUCCUCUUUCCCCUGCAGUGCUUGUUUGUAUGCUUUCGUCGUCGGAAACCGCAGCAGCGAAUUCAGGCUCCCAUCACCGAGCCCGAGCACAUCCCCGGAGAUGAACGACCUUUGCUUGCUGACCCCGUGGCAAUAAGCGAUAGCAAAGGACUAUGUCCUCCGAGUAUGUGUCGAGAAGCAUCAACGGCCAGCUCCAGAUCCGUGCAAACCGAGCCUGACUAUAAACAACUGAACCCCGCAUUGGCGCAUCUGCGAAAAUGCCUCCGAGAAGCAGUCCUCGAGUGUCCCGUUGAUGGAUACAAACUGUUCAUACCAACGUCAACUCUCAAGCGACUCAUAGACGAGGACACGGUGCGCUCAAUUCUCAAAGAAGGCAAGCUGGUGGCACUGGAUCAAAUAGAGGAAACAACCCGGCACAUUCUCCAACGCUCUCGAAAACUCUUCGCUAUCUUGGUUGAUCGCGAUAAGGCUUGGUUCAUAAGUGAUUUCUUGGACGAAGGAAUAGAUGAUGAAGACCUGCCUUUUAUAAGAAGGUCCAGCGUCGGGGAACAGACCUUGACGUUGGAGACCAGUCAACGACGGCGCAUAAAGACUCUCGAAAGCUGGGACCGUGAGUCUCUCAAGACGUUUGAAGACGAGCAAUACCGCAUGUUGGCGCCACUACUGGAGGUUAAGACACACCACGAGUUUACCGAGCUUCAGACCCUUCCUUAUAUUGCAUUGAGCGCGGCGGAUCCUCAGGAGGGCACCAGUGCCGAGGGCGGCUAUGGCGAAGUCUUUCAGGCAUGUAUCCAUCCCGAUCACCACAAUUUCUGGGAGUACCCUACAUACAAGGUUAGUAAACUGGGAGUGGUGACCGUCGCAUAA